Messenger RNA from Mugil cephalus (flathead mullet), 6252 nucleotides. RefSeq names its product zinc finger and BTB domain containing 42 (gene zbtb42). Gene Ontology annotation, molecular function: protein binding; DNA-binding transcription factor activity, RNA polymerase II-specific; RNA polymerase II cis-regulatory region sequence-specific DNA binding. The coding region runs from base 696 to 2306 and encodes 536 amino acids. The record is from RefSeq and is a predicted model, not a curated record. Gene Ontology annotation, cellular component: nucleus. Gene Ontology annotation, biological process: regulation of transcription by RNA polymerase II. Lineage: Eukaryota; Metazoa; Chordata; Actinopteri; Mugiliformes; Mugilidae. The transcript has 3 exons.
UGUGCACUUAUUAUUAAAUUGUCUUCUUAAAGCCCCCUGUUUAACCACAUUUUUCUGAUUGGCAGCCAUCUAUAUUUGCUCCACUUGUCCGCUUCCUUUACUUGGCAACAGUAUAAAAAAGAAAAGAAAAAAAAGAAAAGACUGAUCACACUGAGAGCUGCCCCUGUUCGCGGGACAGGUGUUUUAAUAAGGCAGCCAAUUGAAGUCCCCAGUGUACCCUGCUACUUGCUGCCGCUGUGUGAAUUCGCGGAGUAGUACAGAACUUAUUGUGGAGGCGCGCUAUCGCGAGACUUGAGCCAUUAUCAACCUGCUUGACACACAGCAGCGCUGAGUGCAGCCUGCCUUACCAGGGUCGGACUGGAGCUCAAGAAACGACAAGGAGAAGCGAACAUCUGGCCGCACAUCAUGGAAGGACGCCGGGGCUUGUAGGGAAAAAAGACGACGAAGCGGCCGGACAUACGUACUCCUUCCCCCGAUGGACGGCUGCUAUCAUCCCCGGUCCUGCCGCUUGCUUGUCCUGUAAACACCGCUGUGUUGUGUGUGUUGUGUGUGAGUGUGUGUGUGUGUUGGGAAAAGCACCGACGCGUCGCUUUCGCUGCGUUAUUUGGAAAGCGCAAAGAAAGUAGGCUGACUACUACACGGACCGGAAUACUUUGGAUAAUUUCGAGAGUGGAUCCGUUUACAGCGUGAGAGACAUGGGUUAUGAAGGAAGAAUGGAGUUCCCAGACCAUAGCCGCCAGUUGCUGCAGUGUCUGAGUCAGCAGCGUCACCAAGGUUUCCUCUGUGACUGCACUGUUCUUGUCGGGGAGGCUCGAUUCAAAGCGCACAGAGCCGUGCUGGCCUCCUGCAGCAUGUACUUCCAUCUCUUCUACAGGGACCAGCUAGACAAAAGGGACGUUGUGCAUCUGAACAGUGACAUUGUGACAGCCCCGGCUUUCAGCCUGCUCCUUGAAUUUAUGUAUGAGGGGAAGUUGGAAUUCAGCACUCUGCCGGUGGAGGAUGUCCUAGCAGCGGCCAGUUACCUCCACAUGUAUGACAUAGUGAAAGUGUGCAAAGGCCGGCUUAAGGAUAAAGAACUUUCCCCCCUGGAUGAGAAGAUGGGAGAGGGCUUGGGACUCGGCUGCUUGGACAGGGAGAAUUCCUCAGAUGGCGAGCUGCACAGUAAGCAGCUCAUUCGGCGACAGCUCCAGACGCAGUCUCAGGGGCUUCACAGGGCCCCCCCAGCGGAGGAGUUUGACAUGGACAACAGUGAAGUCAGGCUGGCUGUCACAGAUUGUGAUAGGUCCGCGCAGAGCAGGCAGAAGGCGAACGGUCACUCCGGCAGGUCCCCGGACCUUGUAGGUGUCAAUUAUGUGUCAGCAGAGGCCGAGCCCUGCAUCCAAACAGCUGGAAAAACAAAAGCUGAUGUCAGUAGUUCCACCGUAUCACUGUCCCAGAGGUCCCGGGCUUCAGAUGACAUGGACUGUGCACUGGAUUUGUCUUUCAAGCCUCUGUCUAGCAGAGAUCCCUUACACCCCUCCUACGUCUCGGGACAGCUGGCCCUCGACAGCCAGCAGCAGGGCACUGAGCCACUUGUUAAAGACGAACACGACUUGCUGUCAGAGCAGGAGGACAGUGAGCCGAUGAGCCCUGAGAGCCAGCGCUUUGGGAAUAGUGCCAGGAGCUCAGUGGUGACAGGGUUCGCUGCCCUCUUCCCAGGCAACAACGGCUCCGCAGCCGCCCUGCUCUCCCAGGAGGAGGACCUGAUGGACGAGGAGGGGGAGGCCUGCCGGGGGAGGGAGGGCGCCACAGGCAGGGAGGUGGACGGGAGGGGCAGGCUGCUGGGGGACAGCGAGGAGGAGGAAGAGGACGACCUGGCCUCCUCGGACAUCUCCACCUCCAGCGGGGUGCUCCUGCCCCCGGGGCAACAGGUGUGCGUGUGUCCCCUCUGCAGCAAAGUCUUCCCCAGCCCCCACGUCCUGCAGCUGCACCUCAGCUCGCACUUCCGCGAGAAGGACGGCCCCCGCUCCAAGCUGUCCCCCGACGGCUCGGUCCCCACCUGCAUGCAGUGCAACAAGACCUUCUCCUGCAUGUACACCCUCAAGCGCCACGAGCGCACACACUCCGGCGAAAAGCCAUACACCUGCGGCCAGUGUGGCAAGAGCUUCCAGUACUCCCACAACUUGAGCCGGCACGCCGUGGUCCACACGCGGGAGAAGCCCCACGCCUGCAAGUGGUGCGAGCGGCGCUUCACUCAGUCCGGGGACCUCUACCGCCACAUCAGGAAGUUUCACUGUGGCCUUGUCAAGACUCUCUCCAUCGGAUAAAACGCCUCUCGCCAGUGCCACGACAUAAGACAGAGUGUCUUUUCACACACUGUAUCCUACUACUGAACCAUUUCCCCACCCAUUAGUACACACACACACACGCCGGCAGUUUUGUCGCAGACAUAUCUUUCGGAUUCUACCCCAUGUGGCAUUUCUCAAGUGAAACAUGUAGCAACUUUAAAACUGGAGCUGUUCCUCGGUGCUGGACUGGGUCACGGGCGCACGCGGUGGCGGUCGGAGGCAGCCAGCUGGAAGCGCACAGGCUGCCCCGAGUCGACUCGUGCGCGCCGCGGAGCUCUAGCUGGAUCCGCGUUCGACAACGGUGAACAAAUCAGACGAUGCACUUGCUUGUUUCAGUCCCGCUCUUGUCAAUCUGUUGCAUUUUUUUUUUUUUUGAGGAUUAGCUGAAAAGGUGAAAAGAAUAAGUAAAUGAAUAGCAUCCUAUGUUCAUACCCUAUAGCAAAAUGCUAACAAACGUUAAUGUCAGAGAGAGUGAGACUUUAUCUGUGCACAUGGGAGAUCAGAACCGUCCAUGAGUAGCAAUAUAUGAUUUUUUUUUUUAACACCUACAUUAUUAUUAUAAUUAUUAUUAUUACUAUUUAUUUUGGGGGAUUUUCGUAGUCCUUAACAAGUAAACUAUAUUAAGGCAGCAAAUUUAAUGAAGUCUGACUACUGGAUUAUGGAAGUAGAUUUUUUUUGUUUGGUCGAGAUGAAGUUUUUAUGUUUUGUGAUAAGAAGCAGACCAUCAUGUUACAAUAUUUCUUUCUUUCUUUCUUUCUUUCUUUCUUUCUUUCUUUCUUUCUUUCUUUUUCCCUUAGUUCCCAGCUCGUUAAUUGCUCAUGUGAGCGAGCGCCCAUUGAUGGAUUGGCCUUCUAAUUUGCUACUUAACGACGAGUAGAAUCAGAGGCAGGAUGGAGAGUAGUUAAAAGCUAACACUGGUGCCUACUGAACCUCUUCACCUAGUGUACUUACUAAAAACAAGAAUGAGAAUUAUCGCCAUGCCUUUUUGUCUAGUAACUUUUUCAGGCCUUUAAAAAAGAAAAGGAAAAAAAAAGACAUCUGGAUUACACUCCACAUACCAGGUAGUAGUAGCAGGGGUGGGCUCUGGAAAUCAAAUCCAGCGUGUCCUUAAUUUAAUAAUUUACAAGAAUGUAAUUUAAAAAGGAAAAAAAAAAGAUGUUUCAAUUAAAUCUUUGUUGAUCCACGUCAGUUUAAUGGCAUGAGUUGCCCGUGAAUUGCCUUGUUAUUUCCUGGUAUGGCGUAAAGACAGCGUUUAGGACAAAGCCUCAGCAGGCAGAGGCGGGGACGUAGGGGAGGCACGUUCAUCCGCUGCGCUGUUCCUUCAGUGAACCGCUCUGCUCAACCUACUGACUUUUCUUUCUUUUGAAUUUGCCUUUUUCACAUCACUGGAUGUGUGUAAGUGACUACUGAUGACGUUUUAGUGGCGCUGCCCUUGAAGGAGUUCACCUACAUGCUGUGUUUAGCUUCUCACCAGGGGGCGUAGCACUAAAAAAGAAAAAAAAAAAAAAAGAAAAAAAAAGUUCACGAUAUUUCUCUAAUCUGUCCUGAGAAGACUUGAUCAGAAAUUAUUUAUUAGUUUGACUUGGUUCAGGGUUUACUGUAGGUGUAGUUUCUUCUAUAAGCUUGAAAGGCGACGCGUCUUGCCGCUAGCGAUCUUGGUACUCAUUAACUGGUAUUGGGGCUGUCCAUUUUUUUGUUUUGUUUUGUUUUGUUUUUUUCUCUGUGCAAAUCGAGUUACUGUAAUUUUUAAUAUAUUGUGUAGAAAUCUCUGUUCAAGAUUGGUCACAUGGGACAUAGAGAAGCACUUGUUUUUAGCAUGCGUGUAGUUUCAACACUAUUGUUUAGGCUGCUAUUUCUUACUAUGUGUAUAUUUAAUGUAAAUAUAUAUUAUAUUUAUCGGAAAGGUUCAGUUUCCGUGUUAACGAUGACACGCGCAAGGUGGAGAGGGGCCCCCCAGGGCGUCUUACUACGGUCCUGGCUUCUUAGUGUCACGUCUUCCUUUUUUUUUUUCUUUCCAUAUUCAAGACUCUGACUGGACUCCGCCUCACUACAAAUCCGAGCAGUUAAUACGGCUCCGACCGCUGUUCUGCCAGAGGAAACAGUUGUUCACAGGCGCAGCCACACUGAUACGACACCGGGCUACCUAUAGAAACGAGACAAUACAGGCAUUGUCCCCCCCCCCCACCUCCCCAAACACCCCAGCCGAGUCCCAGGUAGUUCUCAAGGGAUCAUUGUGUAUCUCUCUCUCCUAGCUGUGGGGAGAAAAGGCAGUUCAAGUCUCUCUUUGCACUUUCCUGUAUUGAAUGGAGCCACUGGAAUGUGAGAAAUGUAUUUAGUCGAAGGGAGACCAAGGAGACUGUAAACAGGUGGAUUGUUCUGAGGCAUCAAAGCACACUCCCCCCAUCUCGGCACGCAUUAGAUAAACACUUCAUUGUCCCCCCCCUCCCCUCCUGCAUUACCGUGAUCUGGUUGCACCCCUAUCAAGAGAAUAUCCUAAUUACUCUUGGAUGUUUUCCAAGAGCUAGAUUUAGAAAGGAAAACAUCGAGAUCGACAAUAAUAUAUCUGGCAGCUGACAUGAUAGAUUUUUUUUUUUUGUCUGUUGUUCUUUUAUUUGUAAUGUUAAUCAGUUCUUUCAAGACAUCAGACAAACUCAAGCGUGCACUCGUUUGGGAGCGUCGUGGAAAGCAUUUCUCUCAAGAGUCUGUUUCCAUUUUUCUGGGGCUGGCAAUAUACACUACCUGUAUUCACACGCCCCGGCAGUUAAAUCACUUGGUCGCAGGGCUAACAGUCUUCAAUCAGAACGUGCAGGAAUGUGGACAAUUGUGUCACCGUCUCGGCCGCAUUUUCACAAGUUAAAACUGAUCAAUUCUCUGACGUGCGCGCGCACAGAAGUAGGAAAAAGUAACGUCGCGUAAAAGGAAAACAAAAAAUGUCUUCGUAUCGUUCGCAGUCUUUAUUUAUGCCUCCAGGAUGGUCGCCACAUGUGCCUUGUAGACACACGAGUAGGUGUUGCAUCUGGAGACGCCCUUUUUCUAUACGUGUCCAUUUUUCGCCCUCGAACAAGUUCGCCGCAGCAUCCCGAGGCGUCACUCACUACUUUUUUUUUUCAGUCAUAUCAAAGUAAAACUAAAAAAAAAAAUGAAUAAAUAAAUUCCAUUUUCCGGAGCUGCUCGGCGAGAGCUUACGUUUUUGAAAUCCAUGUGAAUAAAUUUGUUUCGGAUGUGUUAAACUGAAGUAAAGCAUAUUUUUGUGUGUGUGUGCGUGCGUGCGUGUGUGCGUUUCGGGAACUAACAAUCUGUUCCUUUUGUAAUGUCACUGUUGAAUGUGAAACACUGAGAUUUUGAUUGUCGACUUGAAACAGUGCUACUCUCCGCGGAGGGCCACGUUUGCCUAACUCAUGCUGUAUGGUUUUUCUUCUUGUUUUUUUUUUGUUUUUUACAAAAAAAAACCGAAACAAACAAAAAAAACAACUGGAAUUUUUGUCCUCUGCAGGUUACAACUGUGAAAUUGUGUAUAAUCAUGAGAAAUAUUUAUUACUGCAUAUGCUUCUUGUGCAACAUUUGACUGUCUCAGUUUUAAUUUGGUAAAAAAAAGAAAGAAAAAACAAGCUUCUAAAUGUCAAACGAGAAUCUUUUUAAUAGAAUUUGUAGAAGUGCCAUUAGAAUUUAAUAUAAUUUUUUAAUGAGAAAAGUAUAUUUUAUAGUAAUCAAUUGCUUCAGUGUUAGUGGUGUAGAGAUUAGAGGACAAUCUUUAAGCAGAAUUGACAUUGCUUAGAAAUUGAGGCAAUUCACCUUGAUCUAUAACUGUAUGUGCAUUUUCUUUGCGCUUUUGGAGUGUGCUUGUGUGCGUGUGCUGUGGAAAUGUGACAAUCUUGAUUUAGGUCUUUAUUAAGAUUAUACAUAGAAUUAAAAUGGAACAACUUUC